Molecule: messenger RNA, 2209 nt
Organism: Vidua chalybeata
Lineage: Eukaryota; Metazoa; Chordata; Aves; Passeriformes; Viduidae
Product: basic proline-rich protein-like
Exons: 3
Coding region: 158-1987 (609 amino acids)
Biological process (GO): inhibitory postsynaptic potential
Cellular component (GO): postsynaptic density
Source: RefSeq, a predicted model, not a curated record
AGCAUGCCCGGCGGCCCCUCGCCCACCUCCCGCCCAGCAUCCCCUGUGCGUGGCGGCGCGGGAUGAGGCUGCCCGCCGCCCCAGCAGCUCCGGGGACGGCCGCAGCCCAGGGCCCCCCGCGCCCCGCCGCAGCACCCCGGCCCCGCGGCCCUGAGCCAUGGUCAGCCGUGAGCCCGUGCCCGGCCCGGCCCCCGCCGGCGAGGGCAGCCAGGAGAAAGCCAUGACGGUGCGCUCGGUGCUGCUCAACCGCGACUCGCCCGACAUCGAGAGCCGCCUCAAGCGCCGGCGCAACCGCACGCAGCAGGUCCGCUUCAAGGACCUGGUGGAGGCCGGCGCGGGGCGGGCGGACAGCCCCCCGCCCGGGCCCGCGGCCGGCCCCGGCCACAACACCGCACGUGCCUCGCCGCCCCCCAGGGACCCCCCUGAGCCGGCGGCUCUCCGUGCCUCGCGGCGCAGCUGGCCCCAGGCGCAGCCGGGCUCGCUGACGCUGCCCAUACCCAGGAAGGCGUGCAUGAGCACCGCCAUCCAGACCUCCCCCAGCCUCCAGAAGCCCUUCCCGGCCCCCCAGCCCCGCAGCAAGAGCGUCUGCGAUGUGGCGGAGGAGGAUGCGGUACUGCCCGCCGCGGCGAGCGCCCGGUGCCCGGCAGCGGCCGUGCCCACCGUGGCCAGCUGGGCCGUGCCCCCGCGGGCCCCCGGCAGCCUCCCCGCCCAGGAGCGCACCGCGGUCCUCGCCCAGCACGCCAAGGUGCGCCGCACACCACCACCGCCACCACCCAGGGACCCCCCUCCCCCUUACCAGGGCACGGCCGGCUGCCCCGCUGCCCGCUGCGCCCCUCCGGUGCAAAGCUGCACCCCCGAGCCCUGCCCGCCACCCCCAGCCUGUGCCCAGCUCCGCGGGAGCCCCCGGGGCAACCACGGGGUCACCCCCCGCCCGGCCUCCGUGCCCUGCGGCCAGCCCCGGCCGCCCUCCGAGCAGCGGGGGCUCGGCCGGAGCGACUCGGAGCGGACCCUGCCCUGCGGCCGCCCGGCGCCCCCGUGCCAGCCCUCGCCGCACCGCCGGCAGCCCGUCCCCGCCACGGACACCCACGGCCUCCGGCAGCCACCUCAGGGCAACCCCCCGCGGGACCCCCCGCCACCCCAGCACCAGCUCUGCGCCACGCUGUGGGGGGGGCCCUGCUGCGCCUCGCCAGCCCCCAUCCCAGCAGCGCCGGGCUGGCACAGCUCGGCCGCCGGCACGCCGGACAAGACACCAGCUGUCCUCGGCACCUGCAGCCGGCUCCGCGCCGCCGAACCCGGGCAUGGCUGGGCAGGACCCGAGGGGCCCAGGGAGCCGCUGUCCACAGCCCCACAGGGCCCCAGCGUGGGGGCACAAGCGGCCGGGUGGGCAGCGGAGGCCCCCCGGCACGGACAGCCCUGCCGAGCCGCCGAGGCGCCGGACACGCUGCAGCGCGUCCAGGACCUUCUGCAGCUGGUGGUGGUGGCCAAGGGGCCGGUGGGACCACCAGCGAGGGAUGAGGACGCCCGGACAUCUCAGGGAGAGGGCCCCCGGGGGCCCGGGGAGCAGGGGGACCUGCAUUCCCAGCUGCAGUCCCUGGAAGGGGUGCUGGAGACCAGCCAGCAAACCAUCCGGGUGCUGCUGGACGUCAUCCAGGACCUGGAGAAGAAGGAGGCGCAGAGGGAUGGGCGACACUCGUACCGGACCGGGCAGGACAUCGCCAACUGCGGGACCUGCCGGGACUGUGCCUGCAUCAUCUACAGCGUGGAGCACGAUUUCCGACAGCAGGAAGGUCGCUUCCAGCGGGUGCUGAGCCACAUCGAGGGCGACACGGGGCCGAGCUCCCCCCCGACGGCGCUGGGGGCGGCGGGGGUGGCGCUGGGGGCGGCGGGGACCACCUCACCGCCCAGGCAGGAGCCGUCGCCCGUGUCGAGGCUGCCGGCAAAGCUGGACGUGAAGAAAUCCCGGCGCAAAUGCUUCUGGUUCCUGUGAGGGCGGUGCCCGGUGAGCCCGGAGCGCGGGGGCGCCGUCCCAGCACUGACCCCCUGCCCACCUCUCCUCCCUCCCUCCCACGGUAGGGUUUGGGUAGCACCAGCUUUUCUAUUUUUAACCAUUCCGUUGAACGCGGGGAGCUCGGGUGUGGAAACGGCGAGGGGAGCAGCGGCUGUAUUUAAGGAGAAUUCAAUAAAUUCCAAGGAGACGCUAUUUUUGUUA